This is a messenger RNA of Trifolium pratense (red clover), 1210 nucleotides long. Its product is annotated as reticulon-like protein B5. The coding region runs from base 157 to 951 and encodes 264 amino acids. The transcript has 5 exons. NCBI's taxonomy places the organism in Eukaryota, Viridiplantae, Streptophyta, Magnoliopsida, Fabales, Fabaceae. The record is from RefSeq and is a predicted model, not a curated record.
CAAAACCUAGUUAAACACAACACUAUAAAAACGCACACCGAGAUUCUCGCCAAUAACAAACAACACUUCACUCGUUUCAAUACUCUUUCAAAACCGAUAGAGAAAUUUUUUCCCAAUUUUGUUCCUUUUCCUGAGAUUUAGGGUUUUCGGAGAAAAAUGGCUGACGAAUCAGAAAGCACGGUGACCGCGGUGAGUCGUGACGGCGGCGAUUCGUUGCUUGAAAAGAUCACUGAGAAACUUCACUUUGAUGAUUCUUCCUCCGAUUCAUCGGAUUCACAUUCUGAUACCGAUAAACCGGUUGUUGAGUCCGUUAAGGAGAAGGUUUUUCGUCUUUUUGGAAGGGAGAAGCCUGUUCAUUCUGUCCUUGGUGGAGGAAAGCCUGCUGAUGUGUUCUUAUGGAAGAACAAGAAGAUAUCUGCUGGAGCACUUGGUGUAGCAACUGCAAUUUGGGUGUUUUUUGAGCUGCUUGAAUAUCACUUUCUUACUCUCAUUUGUCACAUAUCGAUUUUGGUGCUUGCCCUGUUGUUUUUGUGGUCCAAUGCUCAUACCUUCCUUCAUAAGACUCCACCUCGCAUACCAGUGGUUCAUCUACCAGAGGAACCAGUUUUGCAAAUUGCAUCUGCAUUGAGAAUUGAAAUCAACCGAGGAUUUUCUGCCUUGCAUAAUAUUGCUUCUGGAAGAGAUUUGAAGAAAUUCUUCAUUGUUGUUUUUGGCUUGUGGAUUGUAUCAAUUGUGGGGAGCUGGACCAAUUUCUUGACCCUUUUCUACAUAACUUUUGUUUUGUUGCACACUGUUCCUUUUGUGUAUGAUAAGUAUGAGGACAAGAUAGACCCUCUGGCCGAAAAAGCAUUCAUUGAGAUUAAAAAGCAGUAUGCAGUGUUUGAUGAAAAGGUCUUAAGUAAGGUCUUGAGUAAGAUUCCAAUAGGUGCAUUGAAAGGUAAGUUAGCUUAGUGUUGAAGGAUGUGUGCUCCUGAUGAUAGAAGAAAAAAAAAAGGCUCCGUUUGAAUGUUUUAUAUAUAGAGCCUUGUUUUGGGUUGUUUCUAGGCGGGUAUUGAUACUCGCGAAGAUGUAGUUUAAAAUUUUGCAUAUGGAUUUUAUUGGCUACAUUGUUGAACAUCUUGUAGUCCUUAAUUUAUUAGCUGCUAGUUUGCUGUUGUAAGUUAAACAUAUUCAUGUUAAAGUUUUAUUGAUAAAAUAUUUGGUUUUUUCA